AUGCAACUGGAUCCAAUUUCCAAGACCACGUUUCCUAUGGAUACCUGUAUGGCUGCGUACUCUAUUCUUUAUCCCUUCUACUUAUCAUGUAAUUUUGCCAUUGAAAAACCUCAUCUACCUGUACUCAUUACAAAUGAUCAUGUAUAUGUGUUCGGUUGUAUUAUAUUUUCAUUCACUAAUGGAUAUCUUGCAUCAUUGGGUCUAAUGUAUGCACCAAGAUGUUGUUCACCUGAUCGAGCACCAUUGGCUGGAAUGUUCGGUGGAUUCUUUCUUACUCUUGGUGUAUUCACUGGAGUUUAUGCUUCUCGUGGUUUAAACAGUCUCAUAUACUAA
Molecule: messenger RNA, 333 nt
Organism: Trichobilharzia regenti
Lineage: Eukaryota; Metazoa; Platyhelminthes; Trematoda; Strigeidida; Schistosomatidae
Source: the annotation of a GenBank genome assembly